This is a messenger RNA of Brenthis ino (lesser marbled fritillary), 390 nucleotides long. Lineage: Eukaryota; Metazoa; Arthropoda; Insecta; Lepidoptera; Nymphalidae. The record is from the annotation of a GenBank genome assembly.
AUGUUAAUUAUUAAUUACAUUGAAGGAAAAUCACCUCCUUACUGUACACAUGUAUCCAAAGGUACCGACCAUGUAGCCCGAUUUAAAUAUGAAUAUCCACCGACCUACAUUCCACCUGGAAAACAUGAAACAUAUCAAAAAAUGUUUUGCCUGAAUCCGGCAGCGGUUAACAAAGCAGUAACUGUGGUAUGCGACUUGGUAGCGCCUCCUCAGGUACAAUUCACACUUGGGGACGACUACAUGCAUGUGGUGCGACAAGACCCUAGCGGCCGUUUUCUCAGCAGAGCUACUAUCACCACUUACCAGCUAUGCAGCCAUAAUAUGACAAAUGAAAUCGAUUUAUUCUAUGGACCUGAUCUAAUAAUUACGGAAUUUGAUUUUGAUUACCUG